CGCUCUGUACACAACACCAGUGCCUGCUUGGCGCCACCGCCCAGCGCAGCGAGCCUGUCUUCUACAUAGGUGCAGCCGUGCGCCUCGCGGUAGCGGACGUUCCCGACGUCCCCGUCGAACUCGCGCCGAACUCGACGUGUACCUCCCGAAGGACGACGUUCCCGACGUACGCGAAGUAUCCGACGUACCCGCCGCGCAAGGACGCGACGCGAGCGUCGUGUCGGGAUUGUUUUGGGUGGUGACGUAACCGUCGGUGCAUCUGCGCUCGCCAACUCCCUCUCAGCGGGGAGGUGCAGGCCGCACGCGGACGCCCCUGCCACGGGUCCCCGAGCUGAUAAACACGCGUCGCUCUCGUUUGUUUUGGUUUCGAGUGCUUUCGGAAACGGGGCUGCGUUGCUGUGCGUUAUCUACGGACGAACUGAACCAGGGUACUUUUGCGUUUCCUGUCGGAGUUGUCAAACAGUUGCGGGCGAGCCUGUGUGUCAGUGUGUGUUUGUGUGUGUGCGCGCGCGCGCGUUCGCCUUCGCCUUCCUGUGAGCUGUUUGCGUGUGUGUAGUGGAUGCCUCAAUGUACUCGAGCCUCUACGACGGUUACGUGAGCAGCGGACGUCCCUCCUGGGCUGGACAAGGACAGGAUGGUUUGGGACCCGAAGGGCGCCAUCGGCCACAGUGACUAUGGCAGCUUCGAGCGCCAGGGCAGCAGCUCCAACCCAGAGGAAGACUCGCAGCACCCGCAACUGAGGGCCGGCGCCUCGCUCCCCCUCUCACCUUUGCACAGCCAGCAGGCGACCACCUCCAAUAUGAGUGACACGGACCUCAUUCAAAGGCAGCCCCUUCUGCCGCUGCCAGCCAAGAAUGGGCAUCACAUUACUGUGGAGUAUGAAGAGGAUGGAGAGGACCAUAGUGAGGAUGAAGGCAGGUCCGGAGUUAAAGCGAAUGGAGUUGUAAAGAUCAAUAUUCCCAAAACAGAGAGAGAAGAACAGAGAUACCCCAAAGAAAAGUGGAAAACACUAAUGGCAUUUUUGUGUGUGUUUUUUGGCACUCUCAUGUCAGUUGCAUCUCUCUCUUUGGUACAUGAAAAAGUUCCCGACAAAGAGACAUAUCCACCAUUGCCAGAUAUUUUCUUUGAAUUUUUUCCUCAAGUUGAUUGGGCUCUUGAUGUCUCAGAAAUUAUUAUAAUGGUUUCUUCAAACGUCACUUUCCUGAUAAUUUUAUUUCAUAAACAUAGAUAUAUUGUGUUUAGGAGGAUGUUCCUCAUAAUAGCUCUACUGUACCUCAUGCGUUCAGUAACUAUGUAUGUCACUGUCUUACCAAUGUCUAGCACAACAUAUUAUUGUUCACCAAAAGCCAAUGUGACAACACCAUGGUUGUUAACAAAAAGAGUUUGGCAGCUCAUGUCUGGAUUUGGCCUGUCAAUCAAUGGGAAACAUACAUAUUGUGGAGAUUUUAUUUUCAGUGGUCAUACAGUAGUACUUACCCUUUGCUAUCUUCUUAUCAACGAAUAUUCUCCAGACUCACCAAAAAGGCUGUUCCAACUUCUUUCUUGGACGUCUUUCAUUGCCUCUACUACUGCGGUCUUCAUGGUGUUGCUGUCCAGAGGACACUACACCAUAGAUGUAGUGAUCGCAUAUUUUGCGACAACUAGGACAUUCUGGAUUUACCAUACUCUUGCUAAUAAUGCCUCGUUAAAGAAACCUGGUCCACACAACUAUUUAGCUCGUGCGUGGUGGUUCCCCAUAUUUAGGUACUUCGAAGGAAAUGUUGGUGUCAAAGUUCCUAGACAGCAUGAAUGGCCUUUGCCUUGGCCUCGCAGGUUUCUGCACAAACCCCCAAACAGAAACAGUUAGCAAUACUUUGCAACAUGCACCAUCUUUGCAGCUUGUUUGUGUAAUACAAAGUGCAAGUGGUUAGUUUUUGAACUGCAUAAAGCAAAAAAAAAUAUUCCACAGUUCUUGUACCUGGACCUUGUAGUGUAGGGUUUGUUUCAAUGAAUUAACACUUAAAAAGUGACAAUUCCUCUGAUUUUGUACUUUUGGUUGAAUGAGUCAAAAACUUGAAGUGUAGAGCAAUUUUUUUUUUUAUUAUUAUUUUGCAAAGUCAACAUCAAUGAACUGGAUGUUUAAUGAUAUAUUCCUAUUUUCAUCAAUCUCAACAGCAAAAUGGCCUGUCGUUUGCCUAAUCCUUCACUUAAUCUUUUGUUUUGAUUUGUUUACCAAAUGCAGAUGCAUCAUAUAUUCAAAAAUGUAGUCUCUGCUUUCAUCUGAUUAUAUUUCAGUUUCCGUCCAAAGUCCUUAAUGUGUUGAAAAUAUCUACUAAUUGCUUUGUUUCAACAUGGGUUGCAUUGAAGUUGUAAGUUGUUAAAAAAAUAAUGAAAUCUUUCAAUGGGUUUUUGUCUUAGAACCCAUGUUUAUCUUUACUUACAAUGUUAAAUUAAAACAUCAAAGACUGCUAAGCUUUGACUGCCUGCUAUUGCUUAUGUUUGAGCUCAUAAUAAACUUAAAAUCUUAAUGAGUGCUGUAGGUAUUACGGUUUGUAACUUAUUGUACUUCUGUUUGUCUUCCAAAUUCAACUUGCACAAAACAAGUUCUUUUUCUACUUUAAAAGGGACUGGAAAUAUAUUCCUGUUUUGUAUUUUAGUGUUUGUGAGCCUUGCUUUGUGGUCUGUCCAUACCUUUGUAUGCUAAAUGAAAAUAGGUUAAAGUUUUCCCUGCUGGUCAUUGACAGCAUUAUUACUUUAAACAUUGGAGGAAACGACAAGUUCUACUUUUUGCUACUCUUUCACCUGAAGCAUAUUGCUUGGCUGCCCUAUCCGUUAUAAUUUUAGAAAUGUGAUUGUUACAUUUUGUUACUGUCUUAAACAUACGGUGCCUUACUGCGAGUGUACUUGCUUCUCCUGGCUUCGAUCUUUAUGAAUCGAAAGCCACGCCUAAGAGGCAACAUAUAUUUUGUUAGUGAUAUGGAAUACUCUAACAGAAUUUCCUGCACAAGGUUAAAGUCUUGCGUCUGAUGGAACAUGAGUGCUGUGAUGUAAUAUUUUCAAGUUUGCUAGACCAAAUAAGGGUAAUGUAUAUUUAAAGUAUGAUUUUAGAAGGGAUGUGUACAUUGUUGUCUUAGAUCUAAAGUAGGAUUCUAGUUAAUGCUUUAAUUGAUUUGGGAUUUGUAUGGGCCAAUUCCAUACCUUAAAUAAUCAACUAAAGAUGAAUCUCUUUGCUCUGCCAAACAAUUGAUUACUCUCAAUAUGCUGAAAAAAAUGUGUGAUACUAAGAGUGAAUGAUGUAAUUGCCAGUACUUUAGGGUACAGAGAAGUGUUCUUCUGCAAACUUUGCGAGCUUGAAACGAGUUAUCUGGUCAAGAAUAACUGUGUUGUCCCAUCUACAAAUGCAUUACAAAUUUUGUUCAUGAAUGUUGGACACCUUUUUAGUGGGCCACAUUUCAAGCUUCUGGUUUCCUUAUGUGAUUUCUAUUUUAACUCUUGAUUUUCAAAACCUGGUUACUUUAUGAGAAAUUUGUGAGUCAUGUUAAUUAAUUGUAUCAAAUUUCUGAUAUUCUUUUUAUUUAAAGUCUGAUUUAAGAACUUUUAAGAACCUUACACUUUUUUCCACUUCUAUAUUUUGUUGUUGGUGUCUGGCUGCACUGAACUACUGUAGUAAAUCUUUUUAAACACUAUUUAUUUUGCAAUGCCUUAUCUACCCAUGAACUUUUUAAAGGAUUGUAAUUUUUACUUUUUUCUACUAAUACAAGGCAUCAAUUUUUGUUUUCAAUUCUUCAAGUUAGCUGUUGUUUUUAAUACUUUGGCAUUAAACUGAUGCUAUUGUUUUUCUUGUGAUGGAGUAUUUGCUAUUGCAAAAGUAUUGGAUAUUUAUUAAAUGAUGUUGAAGUACAGUAGUCAUGUUGCAGCAGUUUCCCCAGUUGGGGAUCAUCUUGAAUAUUUACAAAUGACAAUGUGUAGUAUAAUUGUGAUUGUUUAUUUUAGUUUUAUAUUUCAAGUUUAAUGGGCACAUGUCAUCAGAAUGCUUCAUGCAAAUUUUAGGUGUGAGUACCUGAAUAAAGCAGCUCAAACUAAAAAUA
Frankliniella occidentalis (western flower thrips) is the source of this 4067-nucleotide messenger RNA. Its product is annotated as phosphatidylcholine:ceramide cholinephosphotransferase 2. The transcript is spliced from 7 exons. The record is from RefSeq and is a predicted model, not a curated record. Gene Ontology annotation, molecular function: ceramide cholinephosphotransferase activity; sphingomyelin synthase activity. Bases 635 to 1846 code for a protein of 403 amino acids. Gene Ontology annotation, cellular component: endoplasmic reticulum membrane; Golgi membrane. Gene Ontology annotation, biological process: sphingomyelin biosynthetic process; ceramide biosynthetic process. Lineage: Eukaryota; Metazoa; Arthropoda; Insecta; Thysanoptera; Thripidae.